AUGUUGGUACAUUGCCAGGACGUGGCAGAGGAAGAAGAGGGCUCAGAGAUCGAUCCGCUUUCUGAUCCAGAAGAAAGAAGGGUUCUAUUUGCUGCCCUUGAUUCGUUCCGACAAUACCGCCAGGCUGCUCAUUAUAAUAUCACCCAUCUACGACGCCAAUCUUUCUAUUCACUUCCUUUGGCUCAUAUGGAAUUACUGGCUUCUGAGCCAUUCAGUCUGCCCAAGACUUUGGACGCCGUGGAUGCAGCGAUCGAUGUGAACGCCGAUAUAGCCGAAAUCGUCCUUGCUUUGGGUCUUAAUAUGUACGGUAUAGACCCUGAAUCAACCGAGUGGCAUGGAGCAGCCACCUCGCAAGACAUGGACAAAGUUCGCUCGACUAUUCGCCAACUGUACCGCGAUUGGGCCGCUGAAGGUGAUCCCGAACGAGAAGCAUGCUGUGGGCCCAUCUUGGCCGGCCUCAACAGGGCUUUCAAAGACAUCAGUCCGGCCAAGCGCUCUCAUGUGAGCGUACUAGUCCCAGGUGCUGGGCUAGGACGUCUGGCUUUCGAGAUUUGCAAUGCAGGCUAUGCCAUGGAAGGGAACGAAAUCUCGUAUCAUCAACUUCUGGUCAGCAAUUGGAUACUCAACUAUACUUCAGGUCCGAGAUCACACGCCGUAUACCCUUGGGCUUUGGGGUUCUCAAACCAUACGCGCCGCUCUCACCAACUUCAAGAGGUACAAGUUCCUGACGUAUGGCCGUCUGAAGAGCUGGACAGGAGCUACAAGGAGCUGAAUGCUGAUCUACAUGCUUACCAACGAAUGUCAAUGUCUUCGGGCGACUUCUGCGUCUUGUACAAAGAGCCACGAUACGAAGCUGCUUUUGACGCAGUCACUACAUGCUUUUUCAUCGAUACGGCACCUAACCUCAUCGCCUACAUCGAGACCGUCAAACACUGCCUCAAGCCUGGGGGCGUCUGGAUCAAUCUCGGACCUCUACUCUGGCAUUUUGAAGGCGGUACGCCCGAGAAGAAAACCUCAUCAACGUCCUCAUCUCAAUCAGAGGCAGGCAGAGAAAGCCAAGACAGAAACCGAGGCAUCGGCGAAUCGGGUUCUUUCGAGCUCGCAGAUGAAGAGGUCGUCAAGUUGGUCGAGCAUUUUGGUUUCGACAUUGUCGAACACGAGUUGGUUGUUGGCGAAGCUGGGUACAUUCAAGACCCACGGAGUAUGUUGCAAAACAUGUACAAGCCCAGCUUUUGGAUGGCUAGGAAACAAUUGAUUUGA
Aureobasidium melanogenum CBS 110374 is the source of this 1260-nucleotide messenger RNA. RefSeq names its product N2227-domain-containing protein. The coding region runs from base 1 to 1260 and encodes 419 amino acids. Gene Ontology annotation, molecular function: S-adenosylmethionine-dependent methyltransferase activity. NCBI's taxonomy places the organism in Eukaryota, Fungi, Ascomycota, Dothideomycetes, Dothideales, Saccotheciaceae. The record is from RefSeq and is a predicted model, not a curated record. The transcript has 2 exons.